GACUCAACUUAUCUGCCCCCGGCUGUGGAGAUGCAUUUCAGACAGCACGUCGUUAGUUGAGGUUCAUCCGUGUUACUAGCAUGAUGUACCGCCGAUCGACGGUGGUGGUUUUGUUGGUGGUGUUAGCAUUACUUUGCGUCGGCAAUGAAGCUCUACACUCACUGUUUCCGAUCGACAUCGGUUUGAUGGAAGAAGAUCCUGUGCUUCCUCUCGAAAGGGAUACGUUUGAUGACUGUCAUUUGCGCUACGCGCGCUAUGGAAGAGAUGACUGGACGAUCCGAGACGGUUUCCCACCCUACAAGGAAUCGCGCGACUACAGUCACAUUGCUGCUAUCGGGAGGGCUCGCGAAGGAGGUGCAAUCGAUUGGAGCUGCAUGGGCGCACUAAUAUGGGACAGUGUUGUGCUAACGACGGCCCAGUGCACCAUAGGCGAAGGUUCUUCCAGGAAAAGCGCACCGAACGUGGUACGGCUCGGAGGACCGACGUACGUGCAGCAGAGGAACAUCAAAGAAAUCGUACGCCAUCCCGACUUUUCCGCGAGCACUGGUCAGAACGAUAUUGCCUUGGUUCGGUUGGAUGGCAGAAUUGCAAUCAACGAAACGGCUGUACCGACGUGUUUGUGGCUCUGGGAGGAAGUGCCAUUUUCCACUUUGGACUCUUUGCUGCGCACUACAGACAGUGAUGAACCAUACGCCGCUGAGGAGUUGAACCGACUGAAUGUUCGGAGUGAGGAUUGCUCCUCACCAACGACACGCAACCACGGCCUACCGGAAACACAGCUAUGCAUGAAAACUCAGUGCACUGAAGAGUUGGAUGAAGCUGAAUGUAAUGAAACGCCCGAAGGGAAUCUGCUGCAAGUGCGGCUCCUACACAACUACAAAACCAGUCCCUUUCUGGUGGGAAUACUGUCUACCAGCUUCGCGUCGGGCACUUGCAACCCUGUGCGAGGCUAUACCAAGAUCGCACCCUACCGCGACUGGAUGAUGCAGGUGCUUGGCGAGCAAAAUCUCACAGCACCACCGCAAGCCUUCUUCCCGGCCGUUUGUGCCUAUCGUUACGCCCAAUUUCGGCCACGUGUCGAAUAUCUGAUGAACGAACGUCUCGGUGAUAUACCGAUUAAUGACGCACAGGUGGAAAGUACGCGUGAUAGAGAUCUUGGCUACAUCGUACAAUUCGAAUGGCCGUCGGAGGAAAACAAUGCUUCACAGCCCGACUGUGCCGGUACGUUUGUCGAUCAGCAAACUAUACUAACUCUGGCAUCGUGUGUAAGUCCAGCAACAUCGGAUGGAUCCCAACCAUCAGCUGCGAUACACGUGAUGUCCCACAAAAAUCAGUCUUAUCCGAUCGAAUCGAUCACGGUGCAUCCUCAGUACGUUAGAGGAUCUCAUAAGAACAACAUAGCAGUCGUUAAGCUGAUGCAAACUCGCCAGAACAUCGUUCCGUCCUGUAUCUGGAGGUUCCCUGGCAUACCCGACGUACGAUUCGAUCUGACCGGUAUUGGAGUAAGCAGCUUAAAUCAUUACCAAGACGAUUCAUUCUUCGAUCCAACGCAAGGCGGAAACACUAUCGUACAGCAUGCGAUGAAUAUGCGUCCCUUCGAAAAUUGUAUUGCAGACUUGGUUGAGCUGAUUGGCAAUCGCUCGUUGAAGGGGCUGAGUGCGAACGAGCACUUGUGUUUCCACAGCGAUCGUUGGCUAGUGCCUGGCGUAUGCCGGGAUAUUGUCGGUGGACCAGUGCUGCGGUAUGUUGACAGGGGUGGCGCAUACUUUAAAUAUUUGUACGCGAUGACCGUUGGUGGGCGGACCUGUGGCUACGGACAGCCAACGGUAGCGAUACAGCUUGCUCCACAUUAUGCCUGGCUGCAGUCGGUGAUGUUUGACCAACGGAGUACGGGUGUGGCGGAACCAUCCGACUCGGUGAUCGUUAUCAAUCCGGACCUGAAACGAAGCGACGAGUGUAGCAAUGGUGAUGGAACGAUGGGUAUCUGUGUGCCGUAUGAGCUGUGCCUAAGCACGAAGGAGCGUCUGCGCAAAGGGGAACGAGUGACGCUCUGCACUGACGGGUCUGUCGUAUGCUGCCCGUGGGGAGAUAUUGCGAAAAACUCGGCCGUGGAUCCGAUACGUACCGAGCUGGAAAGCUGCGAGAACCUUUAUCGUUCCUUGCGACUCGAGCGCUUUCAACGCACGAUCCACAACGAAUCGCUUUACACCAACCACCAGCAUGUAGCGGAAAUCGGAUGGCCUCAGAACAAUGGACGAAUCGUGUUUGAAUGUAACGGCUUUCUGAUAACGCCCAAAACCAUCGUUUCCAGUGCCCGUUGUUUGGAAACGUACCCACACAGACCGACGGUGGCUCGGAUCGGAUUUUUGGGGGCUUCCGACGCUUCCCACUACGUUAUCCAGCCGAUUCGUCGGGUGCGAAUCCACGAAGAGUACGAUCCGUUGACGGGUGUGAACAACAUUGCGCUGGUCGCACUAACGGCACCGAUCGAAGUGAAUAUCCACCAUUUCCCCGGCUGUUUGCAUCGGAACAACACUCACCUUCCUGUGCGGCAGUUUGCUAUCAACGAAAACCGAGAAGCAGUUGUUGCUCAAAAAGUGUCCCCCCUCUAUCAGAGUGAUUGUGCGGAACGUCUCGCGGACAAGCUUGCUGCUGGCCAAAUGUGUUUGCUGAAGUCUACACCGGAAAACCGUGAAGCAUGGUUUCGUCGCACCUGCCUCAAAACGGGAGACGUCAUCGUGUGGGAGAAUCGUACGGAAGAGAUGGAGAUAAUCGAUUCCAUAUACCUGGUAGGUCUCUACAGUCAUGGUGGCUGUGAGGUGGGAAAUGUCCAGAUUGCUACACGCAUCUCGCACUACUUCGACUGGAUAGUACUCAAUGCUAAGUAGCUCCGGGCGUUAGGGCGCGCAAUACUAUGCAAAUAAAUCCUUAAGCUCCAGCACGUCGA
Messenger RNA from Anopheles stephensi (Asian malaria mosquito), 2947 nucleotides. RefSeq lists its product as uncharacterized. The coding region runs from base 81 to 2888 and encodes 935 amino acids. The record is from RefSeq and is a predicted model, not a curated record. Lineage: Eukaryota; Metazoa; Arthropoda; Insecta; Diptera; Culicidae. Gene Ontology annotation, molecular function: serine-type endopeptidase activity. The transcript has 10 exons. Gene Ontology annotation, biological process: proteolysis.